CGGUUGGCGGUGACGGCCGAUGGCUGAAGUGCCUCGAUUGUGCUCGGAAACCAGCGGCUAUUGCUAUUAGCUUUAGCUGCCUAGCCGCGAAAAAGCAAAUAUACGCUUCUUCCAGUGGCGCCGGAUUUAAACACACGCCUUCAAACACAAUUUCUCACACAAGCCCAUGGCAAUCAGAGGGGCGAUGGUCCAUGAACGCUCAUGGACACACAGAAAGCGGCUCGUCCAUCACCAGCAGCAACAGGCACUGGAGCCCAGAUAACACAGUGAAACCGAUAAACCAUGAUCCCCAUCACUGAACUGCGGUACUUUGUGGACACUCAGCCGGCCUACCGCAUCCUGAAACCAUGGUGGGACGUGUUCACGGACUAUAUCUCCAUCGUUAUGCUCAUGAUCUCGGUGUUCGGGGGGACUCUGCAGGUCACCCAAGACAAGAUGAUCUGCUUGCCCUGCAAGUGGGUGGUCGAUCAGACCUGCAAGAAGAACUUAAAUUCCACAUUAACUACACCUUUUUCAUGGGAGCCCAAAGGAAUCCAGUAUGAUUUGGACCGGCACCAGUACAACUAUGUAGACGCUGUGUGCUAUGAGACUAGAUUGCACUGGUUUGCCAAAUAUUUCCCAUACCUGGUGUUACUCCAUACCCUUAUUUUCCUAGCCUGUAGCAACUUUUGGUUCAAGUUUCCCCGCACUAGCUCCAAACUAGAGCAUUUUGUUUCCAUCUUACUGAAGUGCUUCGACUCACCGUGGACCACUAGGGCUCUGUCAGAAACGGUGGUGGAAGAAAGUGAUCCAAAACCAAUGAAAAUGAACGGCUCAAUGGAGCACAAGGAGUCUGUGAUCAGCGAAGACGUGGAAGCCAGUGUUCCUAUGCUCCAGAGGACAAAGACGCGCCUUGAGCAGGGCAUUGUCGAUCGAACAGAGACAGGGGUUUUGGAUAAGAAGGAAGGCGAACAGGCGAAAGCUCUCUUUGAAAAAGUCAAGAAGUUCCGAAUACACGUAGAAGAAGGAGACAUCGUAUACAGGCUGUACAUCCGUCAGACUAUUAUCAAGGUCAUCAAAUUCAUUUUGAUAAUUUGCUAUACAGGGUAUUAUGUGAAUGAUAUCAAGUUCAGCGUGGACUGCAAUGUUGAUAUAGAGAGUCUGACUGGUUACAGCGUGUAUCGCUGUGCUCAUCCAUUGGCUACACUUUUUAAAAUCUUGGCCUGUUUUUACAUUAGCUUAGUUGUAGUGUAUGGCUUCAUCUGCAUGUAUACACUGUGCUGGAUGCUGCGACGCUCUCUCAAGAAGUAUUCAUUUGAGUCAAUACGAGAAGAGAGCAGCUACAGUGACAUACCUGAUGUUAAGAACGACUUUGCAUUCAUGUUGCAUAUGAUAGAUCAGUAUGACCCACUGUACUCCAAACGCUUCGCCGUGUUCCUCUCAGAAGUGAGCGAAAACAAACUGAGGCAGCUCAACCUCAACAACGAGUGGACGCUGGACAAGCUCAGGCAGAGGAUAACCAAGAACUCUCAAGAGAAACUGGAGCUGCACCUUUUCAUGCUAAGUGGCAUUCCAGACACAGUAUUUGACCUAAUGGAGCUGGAGGUUCUCAAACUGGAGCUUAUACCAGAUGUGACUAUCCCGCCGAUAAUCGCUCAGCUCGUCAAUCUGAGAGAGAUGUGGCUUUACCACACCCCAGCCAAAAUUGAAGCUCCGGCGUUGGCUUUUUUGCGGGAGAAUUUGAAGUCACUGCACAUCAAAUUCACUGAUAUCAAAGAGAUUCCUUUAUGGAUUUACAGUUUGAAGAAUCUUAGUGAGCUUCAUCUAACCGGGAAUCUGAGCGCUGAGAACAACCGCUACAUUGUCAUCGAUGGACUGAGGGAGCUCAAAAGGCUCAAGGUUCUCCGUCUAAAGAGCAAUCUCACCAAGCUGCCUCAGGUGGUGACCGACGUAGGCAUGCACCUCCAGAAGCUGUCCGUCAAUAACGAAGGCACCAAGCUAAUGGUGCUCAACAGCCUGAAGAAAAUGGUCAAUCUGACUGAACUAGAGCUGAUCCGGUGCGAUCUCGAGCGCAUACCACACUCCAUCUUCAGCUUGCACAAUUUGCAGGAGAUCGAUUUGAAAGACAACAACCUGAAGACCAUAGAGGAGAUCAUCAGUUUCCAGCACCUGCACAGGCUGGUCUGCCUUAAACUCUGGUAUAAUCAGAUUGCCUAUAUUCCCAUUCAGAUUGGCACGCUGAUCAAUUUGGAGAAACUGUACCUGAACAGAAACAAGAUUGAGAAGAUUCCCAGCCAGUUGUUUUAUUGCCGUAAGCUUCGCUUUCUGGACCUGAGCCAUAACAACUUAACCAAUAUCCCACCUGACAUUGGAUCCUUGCAGAACCUUCAGUACCUUGCUGUGACUGCCAAUAGAAUUGAGAGCCUGCCCAAUGAGCUGUUCCAGUGCAAGAAACUGCGCACUUUGAACCUGGGCAACAACUGCUUGCAGUCUCUGCCGUCACGCUUCGGCGAGCUGACCGGACUGACACAACUCGAGCUGAGAGGCAACCGUCUGGAGUGUCUGCCCGUGGAGCUGGCCGAGUGCCGUCAGCUCAAGAGAACUGGUCUCGUUGUGGAGGAGGACCUUUUUACCACCCUGCCAACAGAGGUCAAAGAACAGUUGUGGAGGACGGACAAAGAGCAGAUCUGAAACGUAGCCAUGAGUUGAUAGUUACUAACCUGGGAGGCCAGUCACAGAAGCAACCGCCCCAACCCACAGAUGGUAUGGUGUCAUGAAGAGCCAAUAAGAGAGGGCAAAGAUUCACCAGUGUGGCACAGUUUUUGUUCUUUUAGUGCUUAGCUUCCCAGAUGAUUUUGGACAUAGACUCUGACUCACUAAUGAGGCGUUUUAGCAAUAAUAAGAGAAUACUUUAUUGAUCCCAAAGGGAAAUUGGAGAUUCAGUGCCAUUGUGAUGUUUGUUUACAUUUUAUGCAUCUCAAUGAUGGUGGAGAAUUUUAAGUAUGCAAAGUGAUAGGGCAACUAGACUGAGUGUUAUUGUUUUAGUUUCUAGUUUUUUUUUUUAGUUUUUUUUUUUUUUUUUUUUACAAUUCACAACAACUGAAGAGGACAUUGUUCUGUAUUCUUGGACUUGUCACGUCAGGGAGCCACUGAGAUGCCAAGGUGACCCUGCAUGGUCUUUGUUUUGUAUUAAGUCAUUGUAUCCAGCGGACUUAGUAUUGGAAUACUGAUGGGCAACGAGUUGAUUCAUUUGAAGGACAUUAUUAAGCAGGUCAAAGGUAUGUGACCAUUAAGCUCAUUAUAUCAUGUACGCUGUCAAGUUGACAAUCAUUUAAGUUUGACUCAAAAAUAAUGUGCCAGCUCCAUGUAACCUCCAUUUGCUUGUACACCCCCCCCCCCCUCCCCCCCAAUUUGAGGAAACCUUCCAGUACUGAAUUCCAGGCUUGUAAGCAUAUACUGUAAAAAUAUUUAGAAAAAAAUGUGAGUGAAAGGUUUGAUCUAAAGCAAUUAAUAUAUGAAAAAAUGUGUGAGAGUGCAUGUGCAGUUAUAGCUUGUUGCUCGGUCUGGGUGGGGAACCUGGCCCAUGAUUGUUUGAUCCAGCCCACAAUGCAAUUCUAAAAACAAACCUCAGAGGAACAGUAAUAAAAAGCUUCAACUGCUCACUUUUUGGUGCAUUAUUGUAUUAUAUUUUCCCAAAAAUGAAAUGCCCAAUAAUUUGAAGGAAUUUAAAAAAAAAAAAAAAAAAAGGUUCCCCACUCUUGUAGAAGUACAUGAGGUUUUUUGGGUUAUGGUAAUAUAAUAAAUAUCAAUGAUACAAAGUAACAUAGAACAAGCUUACUUACCAAGGUCCGUCUAUUUCAUCCGAAUGAACACAUUUUAGAGACAUUUUGUUACUGUCAUGUAUAUUUGGUUGGAGGUGUUCGUCCGAUACGCACAAUUACUUUGAAGAAAGUGGAACAAGUAGACUUUUUUCAAUUAUUAAAAAAUAAAUCUUGUGACAUUGAGAUCAUGAUAAAUCAUCUCCCAGAGAGAGAAAAUAGAUGACGUGUGUUUGUAUUAUAACAGCUCUGUGGCCACUUGCCUUAACUAUAGUUCACUCCUGUUUUUAUGUACUGUUGUUGUUUUUGGGGGGAUUUUUUGGAGUGUAAUAGGUUGUACACUUGACCCAUGGAAGCUCAUGCGCAAGACUACUUAUCCCCAAAUAAUCAUGGCUAAUACGAAAUUUGUAUUUUAUUUUAAUUGUUUUGUAAUUAGUCGGCGCUAACUGGAAGGAUUAGUUGAUGAAUGAAAGAAUCAUUGUGAUGUUGGCUAUGCUCCUUUUUACGAUUAAAUAGUAGCUUAUUACUUAUUAUCCUAACUUAUUCCUUUGCAAAGUUUAGAUAUUUCAUUGUUAUGGUAAUGAGAGUGAGUCAUGGAUGUGUGAAAUGAAAAAUCAA
Molecule: messenger RNA, 4415 nt
Organism: Phycodurus eques (leafy seadragon)
Lineage: Eukaryota; Metazoa; Chordata; Actinopteri; Syngnathiformes; Syngnathidae
Product: volume-regulated anion channel subunit LRRC8A
Exons: 4
Coding region: 283-2670 (795 amino acids)
Molecular function (GO): protein binding
Source: RefSeq, a predicted model, not a curated record